Nicrophorus vespilloides is the source of this 1877-nucleotide messenger RNA. RefSeq names its product glutamate receptor ionotropic, delta-1 (gene Ir76b). Lineage: Eukaryota; Metazoa; Arthropoda; Insecta; Coleoptera; Silphidae. Bases 153 to 1877 code for a protein of 574 amino acids. The record is from RefSeq and is a predicted model, not a curated record. The transcript has 7 exons. Gene Ontology annotation, cellular component: membrane. Gene Ontology annotation, molecular function: ligand-gated monoatomic ion channel activity.
CAGCGGUCAUUUGCAGUAUGCACCGUCAUAUCUCCGAUGAUGGGAUAUCGCAAGUACUAUCAUAGACCGCGCAUCGAGAUCAAUCUCAGCGAAGAAGAGGUCUUCGCAAUCGAUUAGCUUAAGGAAACCGUUGAUCUUCUCUUGGUGGUAGGAUGGGUUUGGUGGAUUUGGUUAUGGUGGGAUUAUGCUUGAACGCCACUUGCAUGGAUAUGGAUUAUAUGGACGAUGAAGCAAAUGAAAUUUCGCAGGCCCGGAAGGAUCGCUUCAAAGAGUUGGCGUCGGAAUUGAAGAACGAACAUUUCAAGAUCACAACUACAGAGAACAAGCCACUCAGUUACACCGAAUACGUUAAUGACACUCUCGUGGGUCGCGGAUCCGCUUUCCAGUUCAUAGACAUCUUGAUGGACAAGUACGGAUUCACCUACGAAGUGGUCAAACCUAGGCAGAACAGCUUGGAACAGGAUGGAGACGGGGUAUUCUCACAGCUCAUUCAUGGGGAAGCUGAUAUUGCGGCUGCUUUUCUACCGGUGAUGCCUGCUUUUUGGGACUUCAUCGACUAUUCGAGGGCAUUGGAUGAAGGCGAAUGGGUUGUGCUGAUGAAGAGACCGCCGGAAUCCGCGACUGGUUCAGGUCUUUGGGCACCUUUCACCCUUGACGUGUGGAUUCUGAUUCUCGUCUCGUUACUUGUCGUUGGACCUAUUAUCUAUUUCCUCAUUGUUUUGCAAACGCGUCUGUGCAAAGAGGACAAAGCGCCGAUCUAUCCGCUACCAUCGUGCGUCUGGUUCGUGUACGGCGCUCUUCUGAAACAGGGUAGCACACUCUCACCGAUUACUGAUUCUUCGAGAUUGUUAUUUGCAACCUGGUGGAUAUUCAUCACUAUAUUAACGGCGUUCUACACCGCCAACCUUACCGCCUUUCUGACUUUAUCCAAGUUCACUUUACCAGUGAACAAAGUUGAAGAUAUCGGAGCGAAGAAGUAUUCCUGGGUCACGCAUAAAGGCAGCGCCAUCGAGGAAUCAAUCAAGCAGAUCGACGAGUUUCGCAACGUUUUUCUCGGAUCUAAAAGCGAAUACUCCGAUGAAUCUGGAGAAGAGAUGCUGGCCAAUUGGGUUCUGAAGAGGAAUUACAUGUACAUCGGAGAGAAACCGAUCGUUGAGUACUUGAUGUACGACGAUUACAUGCACCGCACCGAUCCAACUAUAGCAGAGAACGACAGAUGCACGUUCGUAAUCACGAAAUGGGACGUCUUGAGGAUUUCACGAGCUUUCGCUUUCAAGAAGGAUUUUAAAUAUUACGAACUCUUCAACGAGCUUAUUCAACAUUUGGUUGAAUCGGGUAUCAUCAAGUAUAAACUGCGCGAAGAUCUGCCGAACACGGCGAUCUGCCCUCUAGAUCUCGGCUCGAAUGAGAGACAACUGCGAAACGCCGAUCUCCUCAUGACCUACGUCAUAGUCGGCGCUGGUUUCAUUGUUUCUCUGACCGUUUUCCUCAUCGAAUUGGCGGUGGCUCACUUCAAAUCCAACGAGUUGAAGGUGCGCACACCGAAGCUGCAGAACCUCUUCACAGAGAGCAACAACAAUAACAACAACAAUAAACCGAAACGGAACCGGAAGGCCGGCUUCGAGUUUGCCAACUUCGAAGAUAACAACCACGUGAAUGGUAAAUUGUGGCACGAGAUGGAUGGAGCCGUGCACCCGCCGCCUCCACCUUACCAUGCGUUGUUCCAUCCGCCCUUCGCAAACAGCCCCAACGGCAUCAAGAAGAACAUCAACGGAAGAGACUAUUGGGUCGUCAAAUCCGUCUACGGUGAUACCAAGCUCAUCCCCGUCAGAACACCCUCAGCACUCUUAUUUCAGCACUCACAAAGCAAUAAUUAG